AUGAAAGGACCCGUGUUUCUUAAAAAUGAAAUAGAAGGUUCUUCACUAAGAAUUGCUAUUGUUCAUGCUCGUUGGAACCUAUUUGCUGUUCAACCUUUAGUAGAUGGUGCAAAAAAAACACUAAUCCAUUAUGGAGUAAAACCAGAAAAUAUAUACAUUGAGUCUGUACAAGGAAGCUGGGAAUUACCUUUUUCUAUUUAUAAAAUAAUUGAAGCAUCAAGAAUACAGGAAUAUAAGAUCUCGAAGUCAUUAGAAAUGGACAAAAAUUUAAAAACAUCAUCUACAUCAUCAGAACAAAUUAAUAUAGAACCAUCAGUACCAAUAAAAAAAGAAUUUGACUCAGUAAUUGCAAUAGGAGUACUUAUCAAGGGUGAAACAAUGCAUUUUGAAUAUAUUUCGGAUAGCGUUUCUCAUGGACUUAUGAAGGUUCAACUCGAUACAGGCGUUCCUAUUGUUUUUGGUGUUUUAACAGUUCUUAAUAAAGAACAAGCACUUAUACGUGCAGGAGUGUCUAACGAAUCAUCAAGAAAUCACGGUGAAGAUUGGGGAUAUGCAGCAAUAGAACUUGGAAUAAAAAAAAAAAAAUGGAAAUCUGGAGAACUAUAA
This is a messenger RNA of Pneumocystis jirovecii RU7, 606 nucleotides long. RefSeq names its product 6,7-dimethyl-8-ribityllumazine synthase. Gene Ontology annotation, biological process: riboflavin biosynthetic process. The coding region runs from base 1 to 606 and encodes 201 amino acids. The transcript has 5 exons. The record is from RefSeq and is a predicted model, not a curated record. Gene Ontology annotation, molecular function: 6,7-dimethyl-8-ribityllumazine synthase activity. Lineage: Eukaryota; Fungi; Ascomycota; Pneumocystomycetes; Pneumocystales; Pneumocystaceae. Gene Ontology annotation, cellular component: intracellular anatomical structure; mitochondrial intermembrane space; riboflavin synthase complex.